UUUGGUUCGUGAUAACAAAAAUACCUAUUGUUAAAUUUUUCCUCCAGUGAAGUCACAUUUCCUUACUUGUGGCAAACAGAUUGCAGUUAAAACAGUUGACGAAAGGGGGCGACAGUCUGCAAACGUUUUAUUCCGCGAAGAAGAACAGCUGGCUGUGUGAAUUUGAAGCGUAGAAGAAGAUAGACGGACUGUAUCCAAGUGUCAACAUAAUCUAAAAAAAAUAUAUAUAAUUCAUAUGAGAUCGCUCAUAUUUAAAUAUUAUAUUUCUUCUUUCUACGUACUUUAAGUAUGUCGAGGCUUUCCUCGUUCUUUCGCUGCGUAUACAACAGCCUCGCGAGUGGCGUGACGCGUCACAACUCCUCCGGUGUCUCUUCAGUGUUGAAGCCGGCUCAGAGUGGACCUGCCCGGGUCGCGGUCGCCGGAAAGAAACACCUGGUCCCCCUGGUUCACCUGGAGGAAGACGAGCUGGAAGAGCAGUUCGUGCGGGGCUCUGGACCCGGGGGACAGGCCACCAACAAGACCAGCAACUGCGUGGUGCUCAAGCAUAUCCCCUCUGGGAUUGUUGUCAAGUGCCAUCAAACCAGGUCAGUGGACAUCAAUCGGAAGCGAGCGCGGGAGAUAAUGCAGCAAAAACUGGACGUUUUCUAUAAAGGAGAGCGCAGCGACAUCCUGGUUAAGAAGAAAGAGGCGGAGGCCAAGAAACAAGACAAACGCAGGAGAGCCAACGAGAACUUGGAGAGGAAGAGACUGUUCAAAGAAGGCCUCCUAGUCCAGGCCGCUCCCGAGAACGACUCUGUUUGAAAUCGCUAUGGAUGCUUGUAGCGUUUCGGGUGAUCUUUUUAGUUUUCAUAUAAAUUGAUUGUCGUCUAA
Phyllopteryx taeniolatus (common seadragon) is the source of this 870-nucleotide messenger RNA. RefSeq names its product mitochondrial translation release factor in rescue (gene mtrfr). Gene Ontology annotation, molecular function: translation release factor activity. Bases 289 to 801 code for a protein of 170 amino acids. Gene Ontology annotation, cellular component: mitochondrion. The transcript is spliced from 2 exons. The record is from RefSeq and is a predicted model, not a curated record. Gene Ontology annotation, biological process: translational termination. Lineage: Eukaryota; Metazoa; Chordata; Actinopteri; Syngnathiformes; Syngnathidae.